AGAAGGAGGAGACACCAGAGAUGGUUGCUGAAGAGGCAAUUAGUGCUGAUGAUAAAGACACAGAAACUUUGGCCCAAGAGAAAACUGAAGUAUCUGCUGCACCACCUGCAUUGCAAGAGAAAAAUGGCCACGGGAGUUCGAGUUCGAGGUCCCCAAGUCCACCUUCAAAAGGGAAUUCCCAAGCUACAACUAGUGAAACAGUCAAGACUCCUGUGAGUGGCACACGUGACAAGGCUCAACCAAAUUUGAAUCAUCAGAAUGCUCCAAACACCAGUGCGAAAGUUAAACCAAAGGAGAACACCAUUCUGGUGUCAGAAUGCAUGACUAAUGAAAACAAGGGUGUUGACUGUAGGGAUGGAUGUCAGAGCCAGAUGAAAGUAAACAUACCCAGUGAAUGUCUGAAAGGGGCAAGGGAAACAUGUCCAGAUGAUGAUGACUAUAAGACUGAAGAUAAAAAGGCAGAGAAAGGAGCAGAAAAUAUGAUGGAGGAAACUACUGAAUCAAGGGAAGAGAAGGAUUCAAGCACACAAACUGAUGCAGGUCGAAAAGAAGGAAGAGUUUUGUCAGAUGCAGAUGCUGCUGUUUUCAUACAAGCUGCAUAUCGCAGUUAUCUAGUUAGAAAAUGGGAACUGUUGAAGAAGUUGAAGCAGAUAGAUGAAGUCAGGAAGGAGGUGACUCAUGUUCAAGGUCGUGUUCAAGCUUUUGAGAGAUCUCUCGAACUUCAAAAUGAUGACAAACAAAAAAUUGCAAUUGGAGAGACCAUAAUGAGACUCCUGCUGAAGUUGGAUACUAUACUGGGUUUGCAUCCAUGUUUCAGGGAGAUCAGAAAAUCCUUGGCUAGGGAGCUCAUAAUCUUGCAAGAAAGGCUUGAUUCUAUAAUAGCCAAGAAACCUCAGCAGUAGAUGCCGGAUGCCGAUGUUCAGGAACACGUUGAAAUCACUCCAAUGAACAUGCAAAGUGAAGAACAUGUGCAAAAGCAGCAAGAAGAAAAGGUUGUUGUACCAGAAGAUUCAGCUGAAGGCACUAGGGAUGAUGUAAAAGGUCCUUGUGCUAAUGAUGGUGGAAGUGAAUCUCAGUCACCAGUUGAUCCUCCAUCAAAUGAGGGAGCAGAGUCUGUUGCACUUCCAAAUGGCUCAGAUAAUGAAGACACCAGCCAAGUGGUUACAUCUGAUGCAUUGAAUUCUUCAAGUGAUCUGUCUGAGAGUGACAAAAUGGCUGUGGAAUCCGAAGCUAAAUCAGAAGCGAAAGACAAUCCGAUUGCGGAAGACAUUCCCAUUGAGGUUGAUAAAUUGGACAAGACUGUUUGGGAAGAAUUGCCUGUGGGAGUUAUUGAUGAAGAUAUCAAUGAUGUUAGUAUUGAGAAGGAAGAACAUGAUGAUGUUAGAUCUGGAAGUCUCCCAGCCAUGGUGAAUGAUUCGGCACAAGAAGGAUCAGAUUCAGAGAACUAUGCAAUGAUGGAGCUGCCAUUGGGAUUACAUGAGGAGCAUGAAAGGGACAAUGAAAUGAAUAUUUCUAAUGGAGAAACAUGGUCUGAGAAUGAGAUAUUUAUUGAGGAGCUUCAUGUGGGACUGCACGAUGAGGAUACAACAAUAUCUAAAGAUAAGAGGGAUGAUCAAGCUAAGCCUAAAACAUAUAAAGGGGUUCUACUAGCUCAAGAAGGGGAAUGCAAUGCAGAUGAGGAAACAAGUUCUUCCAUAGAUGACACUGCAAACGAAACUCAACUAGAGCAACAGCAGAAGCUGAAAGAGCAAGAGGAGGUGCAUUCUUCUAGGGUAAAAAUUGAGUACCUGAAAGAAGGUGAACUCAAUGGUGAUGCACCAAUGGAUAUAAGAGUUGAGUGCAAGUCAGGUGAGGAAGCUGGAACUGAUACUAAGUUGCUUCCUUUGACAACACAAGUCAGUGAUAAUGAACCAGAAAAUGAAGAUGUAUUCUCAGAAGCAAAUUAUGUAAAUAACAAAUUAACCGAGCCAAUGGAGUUUGUACCUUCCAAUGACACACAGACGGAGGAGACACCAAAGAUGGUUGCUGAAGAGGCAAUUAGUGUUGAUGAUAAAUAAUUUAGGUUCUUUUGGUAUAGUCCUCUAAUCAGAAUUGGAGUUUAACCCACACAAUAAAGGUUCACAUUAAAGGUCAACAUAUACAAGAACACCAAAAGUAUCUAUAGAACAAUAUCUAAGUUUGGUCCUUUUUAUUAAAAUCUCAUCUGUUGUGUUUUUAAAGCAAUAUUUGUAUCCAUACUUAUUCCUCUAAAGUGCACUAAUUCACUUGAGAGGAGCCAAAUCCUAGCGUUUAAAGUUUCAACCACUAUAGGUUCCAUUUCUCUGUCUUAGACUAUAGGUUCUAAUGAAUACAUCAUCAUCAUACUACAUUGCAUAUAAUAAUCCA
Molecule: messenger RNA, 2385 nt
Organism: Glycine soja
Lineage: Eukaryota; Viridiplantae; Streptophyta; Magnoliopsida; Fabales; Fabaceae
Product: probable inactive protein kinase DDB_G0270444
Exons: 2
Coding region: 903-2057 (384 amino acids)
Source: RefSeq, a predicted model, not a curated record